Sarcophilus harrisii (Tasmanian devil) is the source of this 4447-nucleotide messenger RNA. RefSeq names its product regulator of chromosome condensation 2 (gene RCC2). The record is from RefSeq and is a predicted model, not a curated record. The transcript has 13 exons. Lineage: Eukaryota; Metazoa; Chordata; Mammalia; Dasyuromorphia; Dasyuridae. The coding region runs from base 184 to 1824 and encodes 546 amino acids.
GGGCGCGGUGAGGAGGUUCGCUGCCGCGGCUCUCCUCUAGCGCUCUCAUUUUCUGCUGCUCGUCCAUGUGUUUCUGUUUUGUAGUGGAGCAUUUGUCCUGGAAGCUCAUAUUUACAUUUUAAGUGUAUCUGCCGGGAGACCCAGCGCGGCCGGAGCAGCAGCAGGACGCCCAUCGGGACCACGAUGCCCAGGAAGAAGCUCGGCGCCGGCCUCGGAGCCGGGGCGAAGGCGGCGGCCGCUGCGGCCUGGGAGCAGCAGAGCUCGGGCAACGGGACGGCGGCGGCAGCGGCGGGGGCCCGCGGCGGCCCCCCCAGGAAGGCGCGGGGCGGCGCGGCCGCGGGCAGGAAGCGGGAGCGGCCCGAGCGCGGCAGCUCCAGCGGCGGCGGCAGCAGCGGUGACGAGGACGGCCUGCCCGAGCUGGACGGCGGCAGCCUCGGCCCCGGGGCCAAGCGGGCGGCCAAGCCGGCGCCGCCGGGCAAGGCGGGGGCGGGACAGGCCGUCGUCAUCACGGAGCCCGAGCACACCAAGGAGCGGAUAAAACUUGAAGGCUCUAAGUGCAAAGGGCAGCUUUUGAUUUUUGGGGCGACCAACUGGGACCUCAUUGGUCGGAAGGAAGUGCCUAAACAGCAAGCUGCUUAUCGCAAUCUGGGGCAGAACUUGUGGGGGCCACACAGAUAUGGCUGCCUCUCCGGGGUCCAGGUGCGGACGGUGGUCUCGGGGCCCUGUGCUGCUCACAGUCUUCUCAUCACCACAGAAGGAAAACUCUGGAGCUGGGGUCGAAAUGAGAAGGGGCAGCUUGGACAUGGAGAUACCAAGAGAGUGGAAGCCCCCAAACUCAUUGAAGUCCUCAGCAAGGAAGUGAUUGUGUCCGCUGCAUGUGGAAGGAACCACACUCUGGCUUUGACAGAAACUGGCUCGGUGUUUGCAUUUGGAGAGAACAAGAUGGGGCAGCUUGGCCUUGGCAAUCAGACCGACGCUAUCCCGAGCCCUGCACAGAUAAUGUACAAUGGCCAGCCAAUUACCAAAAUGGCUUGUGGGGCUGAGUUCAGCAUGAUAAUGGACUGCAAAGGAAACCUGUACUCCUUUGGGUGCCCUGAAUAUGGUCAGCUGGGACACAAUUCUGAUGGGAAGUUCAUUGCCCGGGCUCAGAGGAUAGAAUAUGACUGUGAGCUGGUCCCCCGCAGAGUAGCCAUCUUCAUUGAAAAGACCAAGGAUGGGCAGAUUUUGCCCGUCCCCAAUGUGGUGGUCCGAGAUGUUGCCUGCGGCACCAAUCACACGCUGGUUCUAGACUCUCAGAAACGUGUUUUCUCCUGGGGCUUCGGAGGCUACGGCCGGCUGGGCCACGCAGAGCAGAAGGACGAGAUGGUCCCUCGCCUGGUGAAGCUCUUUGACUUCCCAGGCCGUGGGGCAGCACAAAUCUACGCUGGCUACACCUGCUCCUUUGCCGUCAGUGAAGUUGGUGGCCUGUUUUUUUGGGGUGCUACCAACACUUCUCGGGAGUCCACCAUGUAUCCCAAAGCUGUCCAGGACCUCUGUGGCUGGAAAAUUAGAAGUUUAGCUUGUGGGAAGAGCAGUAUUAUUGUGGCUGCAGACGAGAGCACCAUAAGCUGGGGCCCAUCGCCAACCUUCGGCGAACUGGGCUAUGGUGAUCACAAACCCAAGUCUUCCACUGCGGCCCAAGAAGUGAAGACUCUGGAUGGCAUUUACACAGAGCAGGUUGCCAUGGGCUACUCACACUCCUUGGUGAUCGCGAGGGACGAGAGUGAGACUGAAAAAGAAAAGCUAAAAAAACUCCCCGAGUAUAAUCCCCGCACCCUCUCCUGAUGCCGGGGGGCAGCGAGGCUGCUGGCAGGCUCUCCAGGCCGCUCCAGGCAGCUGUCAUUUUCAAUGUGCACUGGGACACAAAGAAGGCAGAUGAGAAGAGGUUACAUACAGCGAAAAGGUGGCCCGAAGCUCCUAUUUGUUAGUCUUCCCGAGGUUCCGUUUUAUAAGCAAAUUCAACGUUUACUACCUUUUUACUGUACGAUUUCCAAAGCGUUUCUCGCUCCCUUUCUCUUUCUCCCUUCCCCUACCCCAGAUGUUUAAUUAAAAUAUUUGCUCGUAGUUGACGAGUUAGCAUUCCUAUGAAAAUGGCAGGAACUUUUGAGCCUUGGUUUGGGUUUAUUUCAAUUUGUUGCUUUGCCUUGGGUGGGAAGGGGAGGGGAAGUGUUGCUUUUUGUUCAUUUUAUAUACAUGUUUUUGUUCGUUUAGUUUUUAUUUUUCCACGAGUCCCUUCCGUGUUGUUUUCAGUUGUGUCAUGAAGAUGAGGUUAGAAUUUCUGGCUAGUGAGAAUUCUCUUCCCAUCCAUGGGGUCAAGGUGACUUGGUGAAGAUGUUUCACCCAAAGUCAGCCUUUGUCCUUGGGAACAAGUGUCUUAUGUUGAAAGUUUUCAGUGUUGCCCUUUUCCAGCUUCAGCUCUCUGUUCUCCUUUGGCCUACCUUUGUUUUUUUUUGCUUUAGUUUUAUAAUGGGAACCUUUUUAAGAUCUGUGUGUAUCCGUUUGUCCCUUGUCUUUACUUCUGAUCAAACCAAUGAAUAAGGACAGACUUUCAUGUCAGACUUAGGUCUCUCUCCCCACCCUUGCCCCCCAAGAGUUUUCCCAUGGAGCAUCAGUGAUCCUUGAAGGAGGGGCUGUCUGCCUGAGAGGCAGAGAGAGGUCUUUUCUUUCCCCUUUCAAGUUUCAGCUUUAUGGGACCCCUUGGUGAUCAAGGCCUGGUUGCAAAUAUUUAUCCUUGGAAACUGGUCCGUUGUUGGUGCAGAGGGAAUCGAUUAGUGAUGGAUCGAGCCUUUGUGCCUUUGUCAGUGAAUCUGGGCGUGGGUUUCCUGUGCCCUGAUGUUUUGUUUCUGAGCAGGUCAGACACGGCCCUGAGACCUAGGACUCCGAGGUAUAGUUUUGCUUAGUUCCAAAUGGUGCCAAUGGCCGAAAACCUUCCAGCAUGUCAGAGCAGGAGUGCUUGCUUGUUCCUUGCCCACUGGCCUCAGGUUUCUUUUCUUACCAUCCCCUGUUGUCCCAUGUUGGGAGGGAAAAAAAAGUGGUGCCUUUCUAUAGACCCCUGUUCCAACCCCACGCAGUUGAAAUAGAGCGGCUCCCUCUUGCUCAGGUGUCAGAGGCCACUGAGUUGGGGUGAGCCCAGGUGUAUUUGUGAGCAUCUGUCCAAUGUGCUAAAGUGGGAGGCAGAGCUCAUGACAUUGGGCAAGCAAUUUGUCGGGGGUCUUUUCUAUGCUAUUGUUACCAGUUAUAGAUUCUUUUAAAAUGUUAAAAAUGCCAAAAAUGUAUCUUCAUCCAGUUGUCUUGUUUUUUCCCCCUUGCCACCUUCUCUGGGCACCCUGUAAAAUGAUCUCUCCCUUUGUUGGACGCAAAGUCUAGUGCUUUGGCCUUCCUAAGGGUGACAAAUGGCCAGGAGGGGGAUCCCAUGAUUGCAUAGAUACAUGCCGUGGAAAAAUCUUUUCACCUCUGAAAAAGAGCUGGUCUUACAAAUUCAUCCUGGUGAGAUUCUUUUGUUACAUUAGGAGACAGAAAGGGAAGAGGAUUUUCCAGGGGUAGAAGAAGCACUUCUUAUCACUUCUGCCAUCUUGAGAACUUUAUUCCCUAGAUGUCCUCCUGACCUUGAUUAUUGAUAAUACAUAUGGAACCCCAGUACAAAUCUUGAUGUGGGGUGGGAAGAAAAGAUCAGACUCCUUGGAGGGGGCGCUGUCAGAGACAUGGAGAGCCUUGCUUCCUUGUCGUGUGUUCACCAAGGGGGUUUUGAUUUUGAGAAACCAAGGUUAGAUUUAUUGGGUGCUCAGUUUGGUGUUAUGGGGGUGGGGGGGUGGGAAGGAAGGGACAUUUAUUCAACAGAAUGGGUACUGAUUACAAGGUCCUCACCAGAUAGAUGAUUGGGGGGGAGGGGGGUGGCAAUGUUGGAAUCUGCCAAGAGUGCAAAUACAAAGUAAAUCUCUUAAUUUCUGGUCAUGAUACCCAUGAUGCCAAAGGGACUGAAGCCAGAAAAUCAGUGGGGGGAAGGGUAUAACUAGCCUUUCUGUCUGUUUCUCUACCCCCCUGUUUCCAUUUUUGUAUUGUGAAAUGAGAAUUUCCUAAUUAGCAAAACAAAAGUUCUUUUAUUAGAACAAGGGGUUUGGGGGGAAAAUAAACCAAAAUGUCCUGGACCCCUUUUUUUUCUCUGUGUCCGAGACUUUGUGAAGAGAUGGAAAAUGACCAGAGAUCCAUCACAAAUCAUGUUUUCAAGUGGCUGUUCCCGACCCACCUCCUCUCCCCCAGGAGCCUGCUGCCGGGAGGCCUUGAAUGCAGAGGGGGUAGUCUGGGGUAGGGUGGGGUGGGCAAAAGAAGUUUCCUUGUUUAGUGCUGGAAUUUGUCUUUUUUAUAUAUAUAUUUCUUGGAGUAAAUGUUUUAAAUAAAUGACAUCACUGUU